Molecule: messenger RNA, 1176 nt
Organism: Habropoda laboriosa
Lineage: Eukaryota; Metazoa; Arthropoda; Insecta; Hymenoptera; Apidae
Product: odorant receptor 13a-like
Exons: 5
Coding region: 1-1176 (391 amino acids)
Biological process (GO): sensory perception of smell; detection of chemical stimulus involved in sensory perception of smell
Cellular component (GO): plasma membrane
Molecular function (GO): olfactory receptor activity; odorant binding
Source: RefSeq, a predicted model, not a curated record
AUGAAGGGAAAGGACGAGGGUGGUGAAUUCGAUAGAUUGAUCGGCUUGAAUCUGGAUCUUCUGAGAUUGUGCGGCGUGAUACCGUGCGGUUCAGGAUUUCUAGGUAGAAAUGGUCUGGCGUGUGUAGCGUUCGGCUGUCUGACCGUAUACAGCAUCUCGUACACGUAUCAAUUUGUCACGUGUAUGGAGAACCUGGACACCAUUUUCGAGUCGUUCACGAUGAUCAUCUCGAUCGUGGGCGGUCAGGCGCGGUUCUCGAUCCUGUCGUGGUUCCGCGGUACCUGUCGAACGAUGCUCGAAGCCUGCGAGUUCCUCUGGUCGACUCUGAAACCGCGGGAGAAGGAGAUCGUUCGAAGUUACGCGAACAAAACGAGAUUGCUGACCCGCUGCUACUUGGCCAGCUGCGUCUUCACCAUCUUCAUUUACGGCGUGUUCGCUCUCUUCGAUCAAUCGCAACCCUCGCCGGAGAACCUCUCGGAGAACGGCACGGUCGACAGUACGGUUAGACGUUUGCCGUACGUGUUCUUUCUUGAGGUGCAACAAACGCCGUGGUACGAGAUCACUUGCGCCCUUCAGCUGUUCGCGAUGUUGAACGUCGGCAUCACCUGUGUCGGAGUAGACACGAUCGGUCCUCUCUUCGUCCUGCUCACUUGUGCUCAUUUCGACGUGAUUCGAUCUCGAAUCGAGAGUUUACACGCGAUCGAUCGUUCUUCGAGCAGCGUACAGACGAGAAAUCUCCGAGUCUUGGUGAUCCGUCAUCGAAUGCUCCUCGAGUUUUGCCAGGACAUCGAACGUGUUACGAACGUGAUGUUUUUCACGCAGCUGUUCGGUAGCACGUACAACAUAUCUUUAGUGGGCUUCAAGUUGAUCGGGGACGAUCCUGAUAAAUACAAGUACAUCAGCCAACUCUCGAUAGCCAUCAUCCAGCUUUUCCUCUGCAAUUGGCCCGCAGAUUUCCUCUACUCGAAGAGCGAAGCGAUCGGUCGUGCAGCCUAUACGGUGCCUUGGCAUUGGUACCCUCGUUGCUUGCGAAAACCAACCAACAUGCUGAUGAUCAGAGGUCAGAAACCGGUUCGUCUGACCGCCGGAAAAAUCGUCGGACUCUCUCUGGAAACGUUUGCCUCUAUGAUAUCGUCGGCCGUGUCCUUCUUCACCGUCGUUCGAACCAUGAAUUGA